GCAGCAGGAGGAGAAGCAGAAGCAGCAGCGGAGGGCUUCAUCUGGUUUGUUUGCAGCGAGAGAGGCGGUGAACUACAGGAGUUGUCUCGGCUCUUCAGUGUCCAGUCUGACGGCCCGCCUGCGCCCUCUGAGAGGAACAGCUGCUGUAAUUGGUUUCUCAAUGAAGGAUCAUCGGCUGCUCCCCGGAGGCUUGGUGGACUGUAGGGUAUAGCGCUGCUCCGUCGCCGGCUCUAAACGCAUCGCUUUGCUCGUUUUUUUUCCCCCCCUUCUUCUUCUGAAAUAAACAAGUGGGGGACUCUACAGGAGCAUCAUCGCCCCGUCUGCGCGCAUCUAAAAAAAAGGGGGCAUCUGCGUUUCUGCGUGCCGGGAGUUGAACGCCAAAUCGCCGCCGGAGAGAAUCGACAGCGGAAAGUUGAACGCAGAUUUCAACAUGAGUGACCUGGAGGACGACUUCGCCAAGAUCCUGCUGCUAAAGGAGGAGAGGAUACGGGACUUGGAGAGGCGGCUCGCGGACCGAGAAGACGAGAUCCAAGAGCUGAAGAGGAAAUUGCACAAAUGUCAGUCUGUUUUGCCCAGCGCUCAACUUAUUGGACCCAGGACCCGCAGGGCGCAGGGCAUCUCCGCGGAACCUCAAACGCACCAGGACCUGUCAAGGCAGACGUUUCGGAGAUACGCGAAGUCCGACUGGUCCAAGGAUCUGAUCAAAGAGGCCAUCUUGGACAAUGACUUCAUGAAGAACCUGGAGCUGUCGCAGAUCCAAGAGAUCGUGGACUGCAUGUAUCCCGUGGAGUAUGGAAAGGACAGCUGUAUCAUUAAGGAGGGCGACGUGGGAUCGCUGGUCUACGUCAUGGAAGACGGGAAGGUGGAGGUGACGAAGGAGAGCCUGAAGCUGUGCACCAUGGGGCCGGGGAAGGUGUUCGGAGAGCUGGCUAUUCUCUACAACUGCACCAGGACGGCAACUGUCAAGACUCUAACCAAUGUGAAGCUGUGGGCCAUUGACCGACAGUGUUUUCAGACGAUCAUGAUGAGGACGGGUCUCAUCAAGCACACAGAGUACAUGGAGUUUCUGAAAAGCGUUCCCACAUUCCACGGCCUGCAGGAAGAUAUUCUGAGCAAGCUCGCUGAUGUCCUUGAGGAGACACAUUACGAAGAUGGAGAGUACAUCAUCAGACAGGGGGCCAGAGGAGACACCUUCUUCAUCAUCAGUAAGGGAAAGGUUAAUGUGACUAGGGAAGACGUACCCAAUGGAGAGCCGGUCUACCUCCGCAGCCUCGGAAAAGGAGACUGGUUUGGAGAGAAAGCACUUCAGGGGGAGGACAUCAGGACAGCCAACGUCAUUGCAGCAGAGGCAGUCACCUGUCUAGUCAUCGAUCGAGAUUCAUUCAAGCACCUGAUUGGAGGCUUGGAGGAUGUUUCCAGUAAAGGUCAUGAGGACGCUGACGCCAAAGCCAAGUAUGAAGCAGAGAAUGCGUUUUUCUUCAAUCUCAACCUAGCAGACUUCAACAUCAUCGACACACUGGGGGUUGGUGGCUUUGGGCGGGUUGAGCUGGUUCAGCUCAAGAGUGACGAGAACAAAACCUUCGCCAUGAAGAUCCUUAAGAAGCGACACAUUGUUGACACGAGGCAGCAGGAGCACAUUCGCUCGGAGAAACUCAUCAUGCAGGAGGCCCACUCUGACUUCAUUGUUAGACUCUACAGAACCUUCAAAGACAGCAAGUACCUCUACAUGUUGAUGGAAGCGUGUUUAGGAGGAGAGCUCUGGACCAUCCUGCGAGACAGGGGUUCAUUCGAGGACUCAACCACCAGGUUUUACACAGCCUGCGUGGUGGAGGCUUUUGCUUACCUGCAUUCCAAAGGUAUCAUCUACAGAGACCUUAAACCAGAGAACCUUAUAUUGGACCACAGGGGUUAUGCCAAACUGGUGGACUUUGGCUUUGCCAAGAAGAUCGGGUUUGGGAAGAAGACGUGGACCUUCUGUGGGACGCCAGAGUAUGUAGCACCAGAGAUCAUUCUGAACAAGGGUCACGACAUCUCAGCCGACUACUGGUCUCUAGGAAUCCUCAUGUUUGAGCUCUUAACCGGCAGUCCUCCAUUCUCUGGCCCCGAUCCCAUGAAAACCUACAACAUCAUCCUGAGAGGCAUUGACAUGAUUGAAUUUCCAAAGAAAAUUACCAAAAAUGCUGCCAACCUAAUCAAAAAGCUAUGCAGGGAUAAUCCUUCUGAAAGACUGGGAAACUUGAAAAACGGUGUCAAAGACAUCCAAAAGCACAAAUGGUUUGAGGGCUUUAACUGGGAGGGCUUGAAGAAAGGGACAUUGACGCCUCCUAUUAUCCCUAAUGUCACAUCGGCAGUCGACACGAGUAACUUCGACAGCUUCCCAGAGGACAACGAGGACCCGCCUCCAGAUGACAACUCCGGCUGGGACGUCGAUUUUUGAAGUCCUCCCGCACCCUCAAAAAACCAAAAGAAACUCUUCUUUGGUCGGCUUCCGGAGGUCGUCUUGGAGGACAUGGCUGCGUUGUACAAAAAAAAAAAAAAAAAAAAAAAAAAAAAAACUGCUUUAGAAAUGAAAGAGAAAAUAUGGAAAAGAAGAUAUGCGGAUGGAUGGCAAACCCUCUGGGUCACCGAUAUGCCUUUAUUUCACUGUGGCUCUGGAUCAAGCAUUUAUAAUGGGACUGCUGUAGCACUUCUUUGGGGUUGUCUUACACUUGGGUCUAAAGGGAAAGGCAAAGAAAGUGCAGGGAUACACACACAAUACAAUACAGGCUGAACGUGGAGCCAGGUUUUCCUGUGUAAAAAGGGGAAACGUGUUUAGUGUGAAUGUUUGAUAGCUUGCCAAGUUUAGGAUACAUAAGUGUGUGAAAGUGUGGGAGACUGCUCAUAAAGAGAGGAGACCGAUGACUGAUUUUUACGUAGUUUCUCCGCAAUAUUUGGUUGAUUCUUUGGAAGGGGAUUAGAUGUUAUUGCAGUCGCCCCCCUCACCCCCCUCCUCUUUUUUUUUUUUUUUUUUUUUUACAUGCAGCCGCUUGCUGCAAUCUGCGAUACUUUCCAGAGAGCUACACCCUACAGUUUGCAAAUAAAACUGGCAUCAAGUGCUCAAGACUAACCUGAAUGUCACAGACUUUCCACUCACUUUACAUACAUAUGACAUCCACUACGAGCGGUACAUGGUGUCUCAAAUUACAUGGUCACACAGGGGCUGGGCUACAAAUUGAAUUCUUCAGUACAAUUUAUUUAAGAUUAAUCUACCUUGAAAAGCACAAACACUGUGCAUUCAGUGGAAAGAGACUAUUAAAGUGCCCUGCUUAAAAUGUAGUGACUCACACACACCGGCACACGUGAAAUGUCAGCUAGUAUUUCCAUGAAGCAAUGUGUCAUUAUGCACUUAAGACCAUUAACUGAGAAAAUCAGCAGUUAAAGCUCAUUUUAGGCCUCAGCAGAAGUCACACUCCUGAUUUUUUGUUGUUGUUCUUUAAUUUGAAUCAUUCUUUCUUGGUUUGUGUUUUUUUUAGAAAAUGGCCCGUACCGCCCUUUUUCCGUUCAACCCAAACCGGACGUCCUCUGUUCGCUCCUGUAUAGUUCUGACGUUACUGUGAACAUGGAUUCAAUGUCUUUGGUGCUGUUGAUAAAUUAUGAUAAUAAGCGACGUUGAGAUGACAGUACUGGUUAUUGUUUUCGUAUUGUGAUUUAUUUUUAUUUGACUUUUUGUGCUUGAUUUCUUUGUAAAGUACUUGAUGUCAUUCUUUAGAAAAUUGGAGGUUUGUGUACGUUUGUAAAAAGAUUUGUUUGGUAUCACUUGACGCCAUGUCGAAUUGUGAAAGGUGGUAUCCUCGAGGUCUUCAAUCUAUUUUGUUAAGUUAUCUUAAAGACUACCUUGACUUAUGGAAACUUUGAGACGUCUCUUUGGGGGUCAGCAGUGAACGCUCACAGUCUCUUGACCAUCGCCCAGCUCAUCGCCAAGUCACGACAUAAAAUCUAAAGGAAUGUAAGUGCCUUAAGUCAAUGGCAUACUAAAAUUAACAUCACAAGAACCUUUUCGAUGCUGCAUGAACACAUAUACACCUCAAAAAAAAAAAAAAAAAACCUGUGUCCUCUUAGAUGGCUGCUUUUCAUCCUUUGUUAUAUCUAAUAAACACAUUAAUCACCACGGAAGGAGGAUUUCUAGUCAUUUGACGACUGACAAAAGUAUAUAUGAAAUAAAUUUCCUGCUUACGCCUUUUGAAUUAUCUCACGGUAAAGCCACACCUGAUACGGCUGCAAUGACGUGCUCUUCUCUACAUAUCUGAAGCGGCCUUUAGAAGUCAGCCGCCGCUGGCCUGAUGUAAAACACCAGUGAGCGUUAAUCACAGCUCAGAAGAACCAUUCAUCACCCGUUUGACUCAAGCGUAUAGAGAUGGCAAGAAUGAUUUGCAGUUUGGGAACAUUUCGAAAACAUGAAAACAAUAAUCUUGUUUACCACUGUUGACAAUCUUUAAUGGUACGAUAGCAUAAAUCAGAAUAUGUCAUGGUUCUUGUUUUAUUGUUUGGUUCAAAUGAAGACAGACAGCUCAUAUUUUCAGCCCGGGAAGUCCAGCAGACUGACACAUUUAAAUGAUUUGUUAAAGAAGAGCAGAAAACAAUAAUAAUAAUAAAAAUAAUAAAAAUCUUACUUCUGUAGAUAUACCUACAAGUAUCUUGCUCUGUUAUAGGAAGUUAUGUUUAUCACAAAGCCUUAUGUGUGUCAUCACUUUCCAAAUCACUGGUUUUGAUUUUUUUUUUUUUUUUAUUGACUGCCUUCUGCAAAGUUAACUGAUAUUUGCCCUGUGUUCUGUUGUUUUUCUGCUGUAAAUGCAUUCUGCAGAGUGCCACGUGUAAGAUUUUUAAAAUUAUAGAGUAAAAACAAUACUUUUGA
Molecule: messenger RNA, 4891 nt
Organism: Mugil cephalus (flathead mullet)
Lineage: Eukaryota; Metazoa; Chordata; Actinopteri; Mugiliformes; Mugilidae
Product: cGMP-dependent protein kinase 1
Exons: 18
Coding region: 431-2437 (668 amino acids)
Biological process (GO): protein phosphorylation
Molecular function (GO): ATP binding; cGMP-dependent protein kinase activity
Source: RefSeq, a predicted model, not a curated record